Hypomesus transpacificus is the source of this 3898-nucleotide messenger RNA. RefSeq names its product protein phosphatase 2, regulatory subunit B, gamma a (gene ppp2r2ca). The record is from RefSeq and is a predicted model, not a curated record. Gene Ontology annotation, biological process: peptidyl-serine dephosphorylation. Lineage: Eukaryota; Metazoa; Chordata; Actinopteri; Osmeriformes; Osmeridae. Gene Ontology annotation, molecular function: protein binding; protein phosphatase regulator activity. Gene Ontology annotation, cellular component: protein phosphatase type 2A complex; cytosol. Bases 872 to 2236 code for a protein of 454 amino acids. The transcript is spliced from 9 exons.
CCGACUGGCUGUCUCUUAUUUCUCUUUCCCUCUCUCCCUCUCUCUCUUUUUCUACCUUUUGCUUAUCCUUUUUUCCCCAUCACUGCCGCUCUCUCGCUCUCUCUCUUUCUCCACACACACGCUCACAUACCGCAGGAGAGGACGCACAGUGACAGCGAGCAGGCAGACAGGCCAAUGCUUAUCCUCCGCCUCUUGUAAAAGACAAGGCCAUCACGUUGUCAGCUUUUUAAACCAAGGACUACCUUACACAACUGUACCUUGGGACCGGUUGUUGCUGAGGAGGAGAUACCGCAGAGCCGAGGAUAUCAGACACACACACAAACUGGGACUGGGGCUGUACCACCGGGUUGGAUAAGGACUGCUUCUCUCCGUCUCGGUUUCUGUCUAUCUCUCUUCUCUCACAUGCACAGACGAGGGCCUGUCACCUGCUUCUUCUAGGGGCUUGAUCUAGUGAAGAUUUUGUGCUGGUGUGUGUGUAUGAGGAAGUUGCGUGUGUUUUAGGGUGUGUGUGUGUCAUCACGCCAGAGGUCACACCUCCCUCAUGCAGUAGGUGUGUGUCGGAGAUCCGCUACUUCCCUUUGUCUUUGUCAGCAUCUCACUCUCUUCCCGACCAUCUCUCCAUUCCCCUCUCCCUCUCCCUCCCUUUCCCACCUCGCUCGUCUUUGCCUCUCUCUCCUCUCCAUCCCCCCCUCCGCCGUCUGUCCCAAUCCUGCGGCCUUCCUUCCGAGCUGCCUGUUUUCCCACGAUGCCCUGCUCCAGGCCGCUCCGCUAGGCCGCGGCAGCAUGGGCGGAACCUGGGAGAGGAGCGAGAGCACGGAUUGGACCGUUCCCUUCAGGGCGGGCGCGUGGGCGGGUUACCCCUCAGCUUCAGAUGGGCGAGGAUACUGAGAGCUCCAAGAUCAACCACAGCUUCCUCCGAGACUACGUCACUGAAGCUGAUGUCAUCUCCACGGUGGAAUUCAACCAGACCGGCCACCUGCUGGCCACAGGGGACAAGGGCGGCCGUGUGGUCAUCUUCCAGAGAGAGACAGAGUCUAAAGGGGAGGCUGAGGACGUAGGGGAGGCAGUGGGGGAGUCGGGGGAGUACAAUGUCUACAGCACGUUCCAGAGCCACGAACCGGACUUUGACUACCUGAAGAGCCUGGAGAUCGAGGAGAAGAUCAACAAGAUCCGCUGGCUCCCCCAACAGAACGCCGCCCACUUCCUCCUCUCCACCAAUGAUAAGACCAUCAAGCUCUGGAAAGUGAGCGAGAGAGACAAGCGUCCUGAGGGAUACAACCUGAAGGACGAGGAGGGCAGGAUCAAGGACAUCGCCACUGUCACCUCACUGCAGGUGCCGGUGCUGAAGCCCACAGAUCUGAUGGUGGAGGUUCGUCCCAGACGAGUGUUCUCCAACGGACACACCUACCACGUCAACUCCAUCUCCGUCAACAGCGAUGGAGAGACCUACCUGUCUGCUGAUGACCUGCGCAUCAACAUGUGGAAUUUGGGCAUCACCGACCGCAGCUUCAACAUUGUGGAUAUCAAGCCAGCCAACAUGGAGGAGCUGACAGAGGUGAUCACCUCAGCAGAGUUCCACCCACAGCACUGCCACCUGUUCGUCUACAGCAGCAGCAAGGGCACCCUGAGGCUGUGUGACAUGAGGGCCGGCGCCCUCUGCGACAGACACACCAAACUGUUUGAGGAGCCGGAGGACCCGGGAAGCCGGUCCUUCUUCUCUGAGAUCAUCUCCUCGGUGUCAGACGUGAAGUUCAGCCACAGCGGGAGGUACCUGCUCACCAGAGACUACCUCACCACCAAGGUGUGGGACCUGCAUAUGGAGAAGGGCCCUGUGGAGACCUACCAGGUGCAUGAGUACCUGAGGAGCAAGCUGUGUUCUCUGUAUGAGAAUGACUGCAUCUUUGACAAGUUUGAGUGUGUCUGGAACAGCUCAGAUAGCGUGAUCAUGACGGGGGCGUACAACAGCUUCUUCCGGAUGUUUGACAGGGAGACAGGGAAGGGCGUGACCCUGGAGGCGUGGCGGGAGACCAGCAAACCUCGAGCUGUGCUACGUACACGGCGCGUCUACUCAGGCGGCAAGCGUCGCCGUGGCGACGUGGGCGUGGACAGCCUGGACUUCACCAAGAAGAUCCUCCACAUGGCCUGGCACCCAGCGGAGAACAUCAUUGCCAUAGCAGCCACCAAUAACCUCUACAUCUUCCAGGACAGGGUCAACCCUGAGACUCACGGACAGUGACACACACGCUGACACACAAAAUGUCAACCUCAUAUCCUGGACCUCACAUGCUACAGUCAGCGGAUGAACCUUUGAACCCUUUGCCACGGUUCACAUUUCAUGGGGAAGAUCAAUACAUUCGACAGGAUCUGAUUGGGUGACAUGGAAAUACAGAGAUGCAGAAAUCCUUAGCAGUCGGCAGGGCAGCAAUGUCUCAGAGUUAAACGGCUCACCAAACGCAAGCCCAUCACUUAUCCUGUAGCACUUCCCCACUCACGUAUUCACCCCUACUGGAUUCACAAUGUGGUGGAUUUUGUCACUAGGAGGCCUGACUCAACUGCCGUAACUUACAAGCAGCCGAAGUCGACAAUGUACAAGUCCUCCACAGUGUCUGGAGCCAAUCAAUGUCUGCACUUUCUUUCACCGCAGACAGUAGUUUGAAUGUUGUCUUACUGUUUACCGGUUAAGGGAUGGACACAUUCCGGUAAUAUCUUAAUGUGCCGGUGAACUUGCCUGGUCCAUUCACCUGGAACGGCACUCCCCAAGAAAUGCAAAGAUGACCUUUGAGGGUUUGACUUGGAAGUAAUUGUACUCACACAAUGUGGUCUUACUGUCCCAUACACAAGCUUCCUUUACUUAACAACUGUUAUACUUGAUGUUGUAUACACUCUCCAUAUUACAUUGUCUGUAUAUACCCAUAUCUGUCACUGUUUCUAAUAUAAACACUGUUCUUGUCAGUCAACACAUUAUGUAGAGUUAGCCCAAAACUGAAGAAGAGUUUUGAUAAGUUUAGAAUCUGAGUUUGUCCAAUCUGAGAAACAGACUUCCUGAAAGGGCUGUUAGAUGAUCCCUGUGGAAGUAUAUUUCAAGAGCCUUUCAUAUUGAUGUCAAAUGACUUUGUUUCUCUGUUGUUCUAUCUGUUUACCUCCCUGUCUUGAUUUCAGCCAAUCCCUCCUCUUCUCACCCCUCUUAUAUCUCAAUGAUACUGUCAUCGUAGGAGUUCCUCUCACUGUACAUCAGCUGCUUCUCCACUGUAGAACAAGGAUCAUAUCUCCAUGCUACCACACCAUAGGUGAUAACAGAGACUGUGUUGUAAUGCCAGGGCUAACACUUCACCACCAUGUACAGUCAGGGGAGACCAUUAGUCUGAUCAACCUAACAAACCAACAGACUUGGUCAGUGUAUUUGCUUUGCAGUUUGCCCUUAAUGAAAUGAUGCUGUUGUCUGAUAUGGAUGGUUUUGACAGUUAUGUCAAAUUAUUAUAAUUAUUAUAAUAUUGUAUAAUAAUUGUAUAAUUAUUAUAUUAUACAAUAAGUAUUUGACAGGAGUUGCAAAUAGUAUUUGCAUGCCUGAUGGUAAACACAACAAAGAAAACGAGGAGGGGGGCAUCACCACAUCACGCGUCCCUCUCCUCUCAUCCAACCGCAGCAGCAGUCCAGCCUCCAUAGCCAUCCUAGUCACACACAGAGGACCAGUACAAAGUUAGUUCUGUGUCCAGGAACACAGUACAGUAGCAUGUUUGCCCUUAUCCUGUGUUCUUAGCCUGUAUAUCUAUACAACUACAGAAAAAAACGUAAAGAACUAACAGAAGACUAUUCUAAUCUGAAGACAGACUCACAAAUUUGAACCUGAAAUGAGACGAAUGAAGGAAUGUGAAUAAAUAAGAGAAAAUAAACUGUAGGA